GUUGCUCCAGCUGGGAUGGGGUCACAUGCGAUGCACACAACGGCCACGUCAUUGGCUUAGACCUCAGCAAAAGCUGGCUUUGUGGGCCUCUCAAGUCUAACAGCAGCCUCUUCAGGUUGCGUCAUCUUCGAAAACUCAACCUUGCCCUCAACAACUUCUCUUCAUUCACCACAAUCCCAUCUGAGUUUGGGCAGCUUGUGAGGUUGACCCAUCUUAAUCUCUCUCGUUCCUUCUUACAUGGCCGAAUCCUGUCCGAAAUUUCAAGGCUCUCCAAUUUGGUUUCACUUGAUCUCUCUUUCAAUUAUUUUUAUUACUCUGUUGGUGCUGGCUAUUAUUAUCAUAAAAUUUUGAAUCUCAGAAGAAAUGAUCUGGAAGCACUUGUCCAGAACAUGACAUAUUUGAGAGAACUUCAUCUAGACUAUGUGAACAUCUCAUCGUCACUGCCUCAAUCCCUGGCAAAUUUGUCUUCCUUGACAUCUCUUUCUCUGUCUGAGUGCAUUUUGCUUGGCGAAUUUCCCUCAGAUAUUUUCCUACUGCCCAAGAUACAAGCCAUUGAUGUGUCAGGUAACUACAUUCUCACUGGUUUUCUUCCCAAUUUUCGAUCUGGUAGUUCCCUAAAGCAAUUGCGUCUUUCCUCCACGAAUUUUUCUGGGGAAUUGCUCGAUGCAAUCGGGAACCUUAAGUCCUUGAACUUUUUGGAUCUUUCUGGAACCAAUUUUCUUGGGGAAUUGCCCAAAUCAAUCGGCAACCUUAAAUCCUUGAAUCAUUUGGAUCUUUCUGGGGCAAAUUUUUCUGGGGAAUUGCCCAAUUCAAUCGGCAACCUUAAAUCCUUGAGUCAUUUGGAUCUUUCUGGGGCAAAUUUUCUUGGGGAAUUACCCAGUUCAAUCGGAAAGCUUGAGUCCUUGAAUACUUUAUAUCUUCGCUCAACAAAUUUUUCUGGGAAACUGCCCGAUUCAAUCGGCAAUCUCAACUCCUUGAAUUAUUUGGAACUUGAUUCAAGUAAAUUUUCAGGGGAAAUUCCCCCUUCUAUUGGGAACCUAUCACAGCUUACUUCUCUUUCUCUCUAUGGGAGCAAUUUUCAUGGCCAGCUUCCAUCCACAUUAGGAAAUAUUGCAAAACUCACUUCUCUAGAUCUUGGCAAUAGCCUUUUCUCUGGGAAAGUACCAUCUUCACUGGGAAAUCUUACACAACUAGAACAAUUACUCCUUUCAAAUAACAAUUUUGAAGGCAGGUUCCCAGUUUCACUAACAAACAUUACCAAACUCACUCAGAUAGAUAUAUCAGGAAACCAAUUGAAAGGGUCAAUCCCAUCGGAAAUAAGUAGACAUACUAAUUUGUCUUUCCUUGCCUUGUCUCAAAACUCACUCACAGGGGCUAUCCCCUCUGUUUUGUAUACAAUGCCUUCACUGUCUGUACUAUAUCUAGAUCAAAAUCAGCUUACUGGCCCUCUCCAAUUCCAAAAUAUCUCUUCAUCACAGUUAAAUUUCCUGGCAUUGAGUGGAAACAAAUUGGAUGGACCGGUUCCAAGGUCAAUUUCCAAUUUCACUAAGCUACAUAAGCUAUAUCUUUCUUCGAUCAACCUAAAGGACAAGAUGGAGUUAAACAUAUUCUUCCAGGUUAAAGAACUUCAACUUCUCGAUCUUUCAGGUAACAAUUUGUUGGUUUCAAAAGAAAAUAUCAAUUCAACCCACCCCAAAUUUUCAUAUUUGUAUUUGUCUUCUUGCAAUUUGCGUGAAUUCCCUGAUUUCCUAAAAGCCCAAAAUGAAUUAGAUACAUUAAACCUUUCCAACAACAAAAUUGAAGGUAAAAUACCCAAAUGGUUUUGUAAUGUUGGAAAAGGGACACUCCAAUCCCUGAAUCUUUCUUUUAACCUUCUCAGCGGUUUUGAACAACCGCUAAAAGUUCUUCCUUGGAAAUCUAUUUACAUUUUAGAUUUACGUUCCAACAUGUUGCAAGGGUCACUCCCAAUUCCCCCAUUGUCUACAUCAUAUUUUUUUGCCUCAAACAAUAAUCUAACCGGAAAAAUCCCUCAAAUGAUUUGCAACAUGAAUUCCCUCCAAGUCCUUGAUAUAUCUAACAACCGGUUGAAUGGUCACAUUCCACAAUGUUUUGGUCACUUCAGCAGCUUUCUUUCAGUAUUGAAUAUGAGGAACAAUUGCUUUCAAGGAAGCAUACCUAAAACAUUCAUAAAAGGAUGUACGUUGAUGACAUUGGACUUCAGUCACAACCAAAUACAGGGGAAGAUUCCACGAUCCUUAGUGCAAUGUCGAAUGCUGGACGUCCUAAAUCUUGGAAAUAACAACAUGAGUGAUGCAUUCCCCUUUUGGUUACAGUCUUUGCCAGAAUUACGGAUUCUUGUCUUGCAUGCAAAUCGAUUCCACGGCCCUAUUUGGAAUCCUCAUACCAGGUUUGGCUUUUCCAAGAUGCAUGUCAUCGACCUCUCUCACAACAAUUUCUCUGGUAAGCUACCUUCAGAAUACUUUAGAACUUGGAAUGCAAUGCAAAUGGUUCCUGCCAAAGAUAAAGCACAACCAGAAUACAUGAGAAUUCAAUCAAGUUAUUAUUAUGAAGACUCAAUGACAGUGGUGAAUAAGGGGAUAGAAAUAUUUUUGGUAAAGAUCUUGACCAUCUUCACAGCUAUUGAUCUCUCCAAUAAUAGGUUUGAUGGAGAAAUCCCGGAUACAAUGGGAAUGCUCAAGGAUUUAAUUGUACUCAACUUAUCAAGCAAUAGUUUCACUGGUCAUAUCCCAUCAUCCUGGGGAAAUCUAACCGAGCUUGAGUCAUUAGAUCUCUCUCGAAACAAGCUCUUAGGGGAAAUCCCUCAUCAACUUUUAAGUCUCACAUUUCUUGCAUAUUUGAACCUCUCUAAUAACCAACUUAUGGGUCUGAUUCCCCAAGGUGGACAAUUUUGGACAUUUGAUAAUUCCUCUUUUGAGGGGAACUUGGGAUUGUGUGGCCCUCCGUUGUCAAAGAAAUGUGGAUAUAGUGAAAUUCCAACUUUUGAACCAAGCAAGGAGUCAUCUUUUGGAGAGUGGUUCAAUUGGAAAGUGGUAGUGAUAGGAUAUGCUUGUGGGUUUGUAAUUGGACUGGUUACCGGGCAUGUCAUCAUAUCGAAGAGGCCAAAUUGGUUUGUGAGAACUUUUAGAGUGAACCUGUGAAGGCAAAGAUAAUUUGAGUAGACUCUUAGAGGGCCUAGAGGCACUUAAUGUGGAUUUAUAUUUUCUGUAUUAGCUGUAUUUCUACAAUAAGAUAAGCUUUAUUUCCCCCCAGAAAGAUAAGCUUGGCUGAACGUAAUAAAAUAACUCUUAUGGUAGUUUUGUUAUAUUUCUGCA
Quercus robur (English oak) is the source of this 3332-nucleotide messenger RNA. Its product is annotated as receptor-like protein 53. The transcript is spliced from 2 exons. The record is from RefSeq and is a predicted model, not a curated record. NCBI's taxonomy places the organism in Eukaryota, Viridiplantae, Streptophyta, Magnoliopsida, Fagales, Fagaceae. Gene Ontology annotation, molecular function: protein binding. Bases 390 to 3158 code for a protein of 922 amino acids.